Sodiomyces alkalinus F11 is the source of this 2133-nucleotide messenger RNA. RefSeq lists its product as hypothetical. NCBI's taxonomy places the organism in Eukaryota, Fungi, Ascomycota, Sordariomycetes, Glomerellales, Plectosphaerellaceae. Gene Ontology annotation, molecular function: histone deacetylase activity. The transcript is spliced from 4 exons. The coding region runs from base 1 to 2133 and encodes 710 amino acids. The record is from RefSeq and is a predicted model, not a curated record.
AUGACGCCUCUAGGCUCUAUGGCCCUGAAUGGGUCUUCGCCUAAGAAGGUUGCCUACUUCUACGAUUCCGACAUCGCCAACCAUGCCUAUCCCACAGGCCACCCCAUGAAGCCGCAUCGCAUUCGACUGGCACAUAGUCUUGUCAUGCACUACGACCUCUUCAAAAAGAUGGAAAUAUACCGCGCCAAACCUGCGACCCGCGGCGAAAUGACCCAAUUCCACACAGACGAAUACAUCGACUUCCUCCAGAAGGUGACUCCCGAUAACAUGGACGCCUACCAGAAGGAGCAGACAAAGUUCAACGUCGGCGACGAUUGCCCCGUCUUCGACGGCCUGUUCGAGUUCUGCGGCAUCAGCGCCGGCGGUAGUAUGGAGGGUGCCGCGCGUCUCAACCGCCAGAAAUGCGACAUUGCCGUGAACUGGGCUGGCGGUCUGCACCACGCCAAGAAGAGCGAAGCCAGCGGCUUCUGUUACGUGAAUGACAUCGUACUGGGCAUCCUCGAGCUUCUACGGUUCAUGAAGCGCGUCCUUUACAUCGACAUCGAUGUCCACCACGGCGAUGGCGUCGAGGAGGCCUUCUACACCACCGACCGUGUCAUGACCGUCUCCUUCCACAAGUACGGCGAGUACUUCCCCGGCACCGGCGAGCUGCGCGACGUCGGCAUUGGCUCGGGCAAACACUACGCUGUCAACUUUCCCCUCCGCGACGGCAUCAACGACACCUCCUACAAGUCCAUCUUCGAGCCCGUCAUCGAACACGUCAUGAAGUUCUACCAGCCCGAGGCCGUCGUCCUCCAGUGCGGCGGCGACAGUCUGUCCGGCGAUCGACUGGGCUGCUUCAACCUGAGCAUGGAAGGCCACGCCAAUUGCGUCGAAUACGUGAAGAGCUUCGGCCUUCCGACCAUGGUUCUCGGCGGCGGUGGCUACACCAUGCGCAACGUCGCUCGUACGUGGGCCUUCGAGACGGGCUGUUUAGUCGGCCAGAGACUCCCCAGGGAGUUGCCCUAUAACGAAUAUUACGAGUACUACGCUCCCGACUUCGAACUGGACGUGCGCUCGUCGAAUAUGGAGAAUUCGAACAGCGUCGAGUACCUCGACAAGAUCAAAGCUGCCGUGAUUGACAACCUCCGUCACACAUGCCCUGUUCCGUCCGUACAGAUGCAGGACGUCCCCCGCCACCCCAUUGGUGGCAUGACCGAUGAGGAAGAAGCCGAACUGAACGACCUCGACGAGGACGAGAACCCAGACGCCCGGAUGACGCAGCACCGCUGGGACCAGCGCAUCCGCAACGAGGCCGAGUUUGAAGACAGCGACGAUGAGGACAUGGAUGCCGCCAAUGGCAUGACCAAACCGCGCGCUGCUAAGAAGCGCACUUUCACCGACUACCGCAAGACCGAGGCCGAGGUCGAGGCCGAGGCCAAGCGCAAUAAGACGCCUGUCAACGGCGGUGCGGCGACGGAGGAGACCACCGCUGAGGCCGAAGAGGACCCAGAUGUCACCAUUGAUAAGCCUGUCGACGGCGAUGAAUUCACCGAGAAGCCGGCCGCCGAGGCCGAGGUCCAGGCCGAGACGGAAACCGAGAAACAACCCGAAAAGGAGGCUGAAGUGGUGGAGGACGUUGAUAUGGAGAAGGCCAGUGAGGUGGUCGCUGACAGCAAUACGGAGAAGGUGUCCGAGAAAGAGACCGAGAAGGACCGGGAGGAGCCCCAAAAGGAAGCACGGAAAGAGGCAGAGGUGCCAAAGGAGGCGGAAACCCCGAAAGAGGAAGAAGAUGGCGCGGUCGAUCGCGACGGCGAUGUGAACAUGGGCGACGACACGGCCCCGGCCGCCGACGAGCCUGCUACUACCAUCGAGGAGGAAGAAGUGGAGCCAGAACCGGCCACCAGCACUCCGGCCGAUCAACCUAUGGAUACGUCCAAGCCAGCCUCCGGCAACGCUUCACCCGAGAAAGAGGCUGACCCAGCCCCGGAACCCCCCCGGGCGAAAGAGGACGGCCAGAAGGCCAAGCCGGCUGCGGAGGAGACAGCGACGAAGCCGGACGGAGACGCCAAGCGGCGGCCUGACGAAUCGGCUGAUAAGAUGGACAUUGAUAGCAAACCUGCCGAAGCGUCUGGCGAGAAGAAGAGCGUCUAG